Molecule: messenger RNA, 1110 nt
Organism: Effrenium voratum
Lineage: Eukaryota; Dinophyceae; Suessiales; Symbiodiniaceae
Source: the annotation of a GenBank genome assembly
AUGCAUGCUGCGCCCAACAGGACAGCUGACAUUCGCGAUAUACGAGACUUUUCCCUGGCUGUUGCAGGCUUUGUGGUGUGUGGCCUAGGCUUUGUGGUGUUUGGCCUAGGCCUUGCAUUCACGUAUGCCUCCUCGGACUUUCGCAUGAAGCGUCUGGCCGUGAAGAAGUUCAUGGCACCCUAUGAGCCAGCCUCGUCUCCGGACGAGGUCGUCCCACGAAAGGUCGUAGAUGACAUCCGACAUAGGCUGAGCAGCUGGCGGCAGAAGUCCGACGCGACCAUCGUGAGUGGCCGCUACAAAUCCGGCAAGACUGUGGCCGUGGAAGAGGCCUUGCGCAGUGUUUGUGGUGUGUGGGCCUUCACGGUGGAGGUGGAAGACUGGAAGCCUGCCAUGUACCAAAUGCUUGGAGUGAAGGACGCGAACAUGUUUGCCGAGGUGCUUCGUCGUGUCCGCGCCAAGUUGCAAAAGAAGAAGUUUGCAAAGAACCUGACCCAAUAUCCCAUCCUGCUUCUGGACAUUCCUCGCGACACCAAAGGAGGUAAGGAGGAGGGGAUGAAGUUGGUUUCCACCACAGCGAAGGACAUGUCGAGUGAUUCACGCUACGCCGCAACGGCACAUGUGCUGGUGGCCGCCUCAUCUGCUGCCUCGGCUCUGGCGUUUGAUGCUGGCGGUCGCAGAUUCGACAUCUGGGUGGGCGACAUGACCGAGAAGGAGGCGAGUGAGUUGCUCAAGAUGCACGAGCACGAGUCGGCCGCGGCAGCAAUCAUUGACAAUUGUGGCCGCCGCGCUGGUGAUUUGGUGGAUGCAUGCAGUAUGCUGAAGAGAGGAAUCAAGCAGCGCUUUCACAAGAUGGCAGAAAAAGACGUGGUGAACUUCAUGAGUCUUACACUUGAUGGAAAGCAGGUGGGUCAGCAGAUUUUAAACGCACUGCUUCAGAGCGGAGGCGCAGGCAUUGAGGCAGUCAUCAAUACUACCGCCUAUGAGCCACGCGAAGUUGCAAAGCUCAUGCGCGAUGAGAACGGGCAUGCCAUCAUAUGGCAUCCUACAGAGAUGAUUUACAGGUUUGCUUCAAGCUUGCACGCGACAAUCGCCAAACAGAAGAUGCCCUGA